This is a messenger RNA of Uranotaenia lowii, 629 nucleotides long. RefSeq lists its product as uncharacterized. Bases 11 to 532 code for a protein of 173 amino acids. Lineage: Eukaryota; Metazoa; Arthropoda; Insecta; Diptera; Culicidae. The record is from RefSeq and is a predicted model, not a curated record. The transcript has 4 exons.
GUUUCCAAUAAUGAUCACGAAAUUUGUACCGUUUUUUCUAGCUUUCGUAGUUCAAACAAAUGCCGAAGAGUGCAUUGACCACAGAUUUCAUGGUUCAGAAAUUAUGAAAUGCUGUUUAAUGCCGUCUGGAUUACCACCGGAAUCACUAACGGGGUGCAUAAAAGAAGCAGAGCAGAAAGUUCCUGACAAAGAUUUAAAGAAUUACUUUGCAUGUGUCUCUGAAUGCUUCUUGAAAAAAGUUGGCGUGUUGGUCUAUAAUAGUGUUAAUAUGAAACAAGUCGAAAGAUACAUGGAAGAACUGGAGCCAACUGCCAGGGACUUAAGAAUGGAUGUUUGGGAUGUUUGCGCGAAAGCCGUACCCGGAAUUUUGAAAAAUAAUAUCGGGCACAACCUGAAGUGUCAUCCGUUAGCCUCUCAAUUAAAAACCUGUGUGAGCUACUUGACAAACCGUCACUGUCCCGCAGUAUAUUUGAAUGACCAAAGUGAAAUAUGCAGAAAAAUACGUUCCGGAGUUAAACCUUGUGAAAAUUGAUGCAAUAGCAAAACAUGCAAACCAGGUUUUUGUGAAGAACCCGAUCAAUGGGGGGGUGGAGGAUUUUUUUUUUAAUUCUGAUUUAGCUGAAACUAAU